AUGACUUCGUGCAUCACGAUAUACAGUACUCCUUCCCCCUCAGUAGAGACAUUGGCCUUGCCGGAACUGUCAAGCUCUACGUCAUGUACCAGUACUUCGACGCACAUGUCUCCUUGGACGUGGGAGCGACCCGAAAGUCCUUCUACAGAGGUGGCUUCGAGUGAACUUGGUCUUCCCCCAUGGACUUCAGCAGCGACAGAAGCAGCAACGUUGACCUUUGCAUCCGAAGUCACAGACACAGUCGUGUACCCAAGCAAGACGAAGCUGACUUUCCCAUGGUCUUUUAUCUCUAUCGAGACGUCCUCUACAGUAGAGGCGUCGACAGAAACGAUGACUGAAGUAGUCCCAGUCUCGGAGCCUUGUACAACAGACAUUACGGUAACGAUGACCAAGACUGUUGUUGAGACAUGGCAGUCCAAGACUCCUCAGACAGUCACGUUGUCUAGUACGAUAUCAACAACUAUUGAAACAGUCAUCGUUGAGGCGUAUUCUACAUCGACAGGAGAGGUCGUGGUCGGGGGUACGAGGACAGAGUUGACUACGAUCGAGGCAGUGAGUUCGGGCGCAGAUUGCACCGAGGCAGCUGGCAAGUGCUGCAGUGGAUGCUCAGCCACAGCCGAGUCUGAGUCUGCGACCAUCGAGACAAUAUCUUCCACGUUCGUGUCGACUCUAACGACUGUGGAAGAGUAUGUGUCAUCUGCUGGAGGUUCAGUGGUGCCAGCCGCUUCGGUGACUGGGGAGUCAGGCAAUGAGGAUUCAUCUCCUACCACGUCGCUGACACUCGUUGAAACAACGACUUUGUCCGGAUCGGAGACGGAGACGGAUGCUGCAACAUCUGUUCAGACUGCAGGAGCCGCUCAUGUGACGGCGGCGAUCGGAAUAGGGGCUAUCCUUGGUCUAAUGGGAGUGUUGGCUUGA
Molecule: messenger RNA, 918 nt
Organism: Fusarium coffeatum
Lineage: Eukaryota; Fungi; Ascomycota; Sordariomycetes; Hypocreales; Nectriaceae
Exons: 1
Coding region: 1-918 (305 amino acids)
Source: RefSeq, a predicted model, not a curated record